AUGAUCUGGCCGUGAUUAGAGAAGAGCAAGCAGUUCGCACAUCAUAACAGCACCUUCUCCUGCACCUUGCAUGGCCCCUACCGGCGCUACAUGAUCUAUUUGGAGCAGCUGAUCCCCUGGUGCAUCGUCAUUCUCUCCGUGCUCAUCAUCCCCAUCACGUUGCUGGUCACUACGGCGCAGGCAAGCCACACACUUUGUGAAGGCGGCAUACUUGGCCGUGCGGAUCACACCUCUUCAUUUCAUUUUUAUGAUUAG
Molecule: messenger RNA, 255 nt
Organism: Protopolystoma xenopodis
Lineage: Eukaryota; Metazoa; Platyhelminthes; Monogenea; Polystomatidea; Polystomatidae
Source: the annotation of a GenBank genome assembly